Tribolium castaneum (red flour beetle) is the source of this 709-nucleotide messenger RNA. It is a transcript of the gene Vps25, whose product is annotated as Vacuolar protein sorting 25. The record is from RefSeq and is a predicted model, not a curated record. Gene Ontology annotation, molecular function: structural molecule activity; protein homodimerization activity. NCBI's taxonomy places the organism in Eukaryota, Metazoa, Arthropoda, Insecta, Coleoptera, Tenebrionidae. The transcript has a single exon. Gene Ontology annotation, cellular component: ESCRT II complex. Gene Ontology annotation, biological process: protein transport to vacuole involved in ubiquitin-dependent protein catabolic process via the multivesicular body sorting pathway. The coding region runs from base 140 to 673 and encodes 177 amino acids.
UCAAGUGCUUGGUGCCCCUGACUCGUGCUUGUCAUUCACAUCUGUCAGCAGCAUAACCUUAACUUUUGUGUUCAUAGUUUAAGAGAUCGAUUUUCGUCAAUAUUCCCAUUUCCUCUAAUUAUGCAAGGCCGUUGACACCAUGUCCACCAGCACGAGCGAAUGGCCUUGGCAAUACCACUUUCCCCCGUUUUUCACUCUGCAACCCCACCCGGAGACCCGAGCCAAGCAAGUCUCAGCAUGGAAGAGCCUCAUUCUGGACUAUUGUCAGAAGAAUAAACUAUACAUAGUCGACGUACGAGAAGCCCACCAGUUGCCCCUUUUCCACAACACCACCAUGAACCGCAAGCUUGACCCCUCGGUCAUUGUUUCAAUUUUAUCCGAACUGGCCAAGACUGGCAAUGCUGCGGCCUUAGACAAGGCGAAAAACCGAUGGGAGAUUUACUGGCACACAUUAGAAGAGUGGGCCUCAAUGAUCUACGACCACAUUUGCGAGCUGGGGAUGCAGAACAGUGUGUUGACUUUAUUUGAACUCUCGCAGGGAGAUGACGUGCAAAGUAAGGAAUUCUCCGGGAUGCAGACCGACGUCCUGGUCAAGGUACUGAGGGUGUUGGAGAAUGAGAGGAAGUGUGAGUUGAUCUUGUCAGACGAGGAGCAGGGAGUGAAGUUUUUUUAAUUCGUUGUAAUAGAGGAAAUAUAUUAUUUUUAUUCA